UACUGAGCUACUCCGGGCACGCAGACUUGCGCCAUCAUGUAUAAUCCUUAUCAACACUCCGGGCCCUUUGGCAGACCCCCGGAAUAUGCAGGUUUUCCGGGUGCGCCUCCAGGAACAGCUCCACCAGGGAUGGCUGCUCCUGGGACCGGUCCACCACCGGGAAUGCAACAGGCUAAUGGAUCGCAACCCGGCCACCCAGGCUUCCCUCCAAACUUCCAGCCGCCGGCAAAUAUGCCAAACAUCAACUUCUCCGCGCCUGUGAUUCGACUCGGCACGUCUGGUCCUUCUAAAUCCUCCACUCCGGUAGACGCUGGUCGUGACCGAGGCGCGGAUGCGCGGCGAGGCGGUGCCGGUGGGGGUAAUUUAGAGUCACAGCGCCAAAACAUACGCGAGGCGAUGCUUCAACUACAACCCCCUACGAAAGAUGAGAUCGUCCGGACCAUCUUCGUCGGAGGGAUUACGGAAGGAAUUAGCAGCGAUGAAGAAAUUGAAAGGAUACUGCGCACGGCUGGAAAUCUGAGACGCUGGAUCAGGGCUACGGAUGCAGAUGAGAAGCCUUGCAAAUUUGGUUUCGCAGAGUACGAGGACCCUGAUAGUUUAAGUACGGCUGUCGAAGUGCUAAGGGAUAUCGAAGUUCCUGUCAAGAAACAGCAGCCACCCAAGGAGGGUGGACAGCAGUCACAGGAGGAUGAGAAGAGCAAGUUAUUGGUUGUGGUUGACGAGAGUUCUCUAAAAUAUAUUGAACAGUACAAAACCAACAGUAACCAAGACCCAGCAGCUGUUCAGUCACGUAUCGAGUCUGCACGAGCUGCGUUAGGCACUGUUUUGUCUGAACUUGAACAUCCACCAACUUCUCAAGGAGAUGAAACACAGACUGCUGAUCGUGAUGGUGACGUCACAAUGGCAGAUGGUGAGGAUCAAAAUGUGGCCAAUUCUGCAGAAGUUGUUACGAUCCCGAUUACCGUUGAAGAUGAACUGUCGGAUAUUCCACCUGAGAUGAGGGAAACGGUGGCUAAAGAGAUCGCGGCUUUCCGUGAUAGAAGUAACCGGCGGGAUCUUGAGCGACUCAAAAGAGAGGAAGAAAUUGAGUCGUUAGAAAAAGCAAGACAUGGCGGUUCUUCUCGAAUCAACAGGCUAGCUUCGCCACCUCCCAGCGCACCCACCGGCCCUGCUGGAGGUCCGAAUGGAAUACCACUAGGUCCUCGAGAUAGAGGCGUUCCAAAUGCGCCGGCUGGACCUAAAGGAUUUGGUCAACAAAUUCCAAAGGAUUACCAAAAGGGAGUCUCAUUCGUUAAUGGUCUUGGUAUCAAUGAGGAAGAAGACGACACCGACGCAAGCGAUGCCGAGCUAGAAAGGAGGCGUCAAGCGAAGAAAGCAGCUGAGGCAGAAAAACAGUUUUUGGAUCAAGAGAGACGGUGGCUCAAUCGCGAGCGUAGUAGGGCUGCCGCUCUUGAACGAGAGAAAAAUCGAGAUAAAGAGGAAGAAAAACGCAUGGAAGAGGAAAAAGAAGAUAUGGCCAAGCGUCUUAGAGAAUGGAAUGAUGAUGUUGAAGCAAGUCGGAAAGUGGAAGAUUACUAUGCUGAUCGUGGACUGUGGAUUCGGAAUAGGGCGGCGUUCCGGAGUCGUGAGAUGGCAAUGGAUGAAGCUGAUCGGGCCAGUGAGGAACGGGAGAAGGCACGAGCUAUGCAGCAGCAAGAACGAGCUCGCGGUAUGGCAGACGAUUUCCUCGCUCGGCAAGCUGAAGAGAUCGAGUCGAGAGUCCAAGCACCGAGAGAGCCGCAACGAUUCAAGCUUUCCCUUGGGGCCGCGGCACAGAAGGCGCAAGCAUCCACGAAGCGCAGAACAGUUGCCGAAGUUGAGGGCCUCCUGGAAGACGAGGAAGAAACCGGUACUACUGCCAAGCGACCUCUUACAGCGAUCAAAUUCGACACCGCAGCCGAAGUUGCCGGGCUUACCGAUGAGGAACGAGCUCAAGCCGCAAGACAGCUUGCCGCUGAGAUCCCAUCAGACAAAGAAGGACUUUGGAAGUGGGAAGUCAAGUGGGAGUUUGUGGAUGAGUCUAUCCUGGGAGAACAGCUCAAGCCGUUUGUUGAGAAGAAAAUUAUGGAAUAUCUCGGCGUCCAGGAGCAGAUGUUGGUUGACGUCGUAGAGGAGCAUGUGCGGAAGAGAGGUUCUCCACAGGAGCUAGUGGAGCAACUGGAUGGGGCGCUUGAUGAAGAGGCCGAAGUCCUUGUCAAGAAACUGUGGCGGAUGAUCAUCUUCUUUUCAGAAAGCGAAAAGAGGGGUCUUUCCGGCUGA
Messenger RNA from Coccidioides posadasii C735 delta SOWgp, 2298 nucleotides. RefSeq lists its product as uncharacterized. Gene Ontology annotation, biological process: mRNA processing. Gene Ontology annotation, cellular component: spliceosomal complex. NCBI's taxonomy places the organism in Eukaryota, Fungi, Ascomycota, Eurotiomycetes, Onygenales, Onygenaceae. The record is from RefSeq and is a predicted model, not a curated record. Gene Ontology annotation, molecular function: mRNA binding.